Mytilus californianus (California mussel) is the source of this 2090-nucleotide messenger RNA. Its product is annotated as DNA-dependent metalloprotease SPRTN-like. NCBI's taxonomy places the organism in Eukaryota, Metazoa, Mollusca, Bivalvia, Mytilida, Mytilidae. Gene Ontology annotation, biological process: DNA repair. The record is from RefSeq and is a predicted model, not a curated record. Gene Ontology annotation, molecular function: single-stranded DNA binding; polyubiquitin modification-dependent protein binding; metalloendopeptidase activity. Gene Ontology annotation, cellular component: nucleus. The transcript has 7 exons. Bases 68 to 1912 code for a protein of 614 amino acids.
GACUUGUCGUAACUGUUACAUAAUGAACUUUUGAGAUCCAGAGAACUUUUUAAAUUUUCUGAACGAGAUGAACUUUAUUGAUGAUGAUUUUUUAUUGGCACUUGAACUACAAGAACAACUAGACAGAGACUCAUGGCAGCCCUCACAAUCAGUAGCUAAACCCAGUGCUAACCUGUCUAUAGUGGAUGAGAGUUGGGAAACAAUUGACCCUAACCCUGACAUCAGGGAACUCUUCUUACAAUUUAAUGAAGAAUUCUUCUGGGGAAGAUUAGCAGGAAUAGAGGUGAAAUGGAGCCCAAGAAUGACCCUAUGUGCUGGACUUUGUGUUUAUGAAAGAAGAGGAGGUUUAUGUUCUGUCAGGUUGAGCUUACCUUUGUUAAAGUUACGACCUAGAAGAGAUCUGGUAGAAACAUUACUGCAUGAGAUGAUACACGCCUACCUUUUUAUUACAGAUAACAAUAAGGACCAUGAUGGACAUGGGCCAGAAUUCCAUAAACACAUGUAUAGGAUUAAUGAUGCCACAGGAACUAAAAUAUCAGUAUAUCAUAAUUUCCAUGACGAGGUGGACCAUUUCAGACAACACUGGUGGAGAUGUAACGGACCAUGUCAAACUCGAAAACCAUACUUUGGUUAUGUAAAGCGAGCCAUGAACCGAGCUCCGUCAGAGAGAGACCCCUGGUGGAAGGACCAUAAGAACAUGUGUAAUGGAACUUAUGUUAAGAUAAAGGAACCAGAAGGGUAUGGGAAAAAGAAGUCAAAAGAUAAAAGUGAAAACAAGGAGAAGAAAGAGACAAACAAGGAGAGAAAAGAGACAGAUUUGGGUAAAGCAGGAAAAAAGACAAAUCCUGAUAUAAGGUCAUUUCUUGGUAAAGGGCAAAGGUUACAAUCAGAAGGUUCACAGAAAAAGAUGGUUAUUAAUGGGGUCUUGACAACAGUUGAUAAAACUGGUAAACCAUCAACAUCAAAGCCAGAUAAUGAUAACCAUGGUAAUAAACACAUUACUUCUAAGUCUGUUGUAAAAGACUCGCCAAAAAAGACUGUGAGGACAAGUGUUAACGCAAUCACAACAUCAGGGGAAAUCUCUGAUAAAGAAUUAUUACGGCAGAAAAAAUUUGCAGAAUUGAUGUUAUCUGACUCCGAUGAUGAUGACCUUAUUCUAUGUGAUGGGCCAGAAAUAAGGGAAAAAUCUAAUGAAUCAAACGGGAAAUAUGACAAUGCAGAUGUAAAACAGAAGAAUUAUCUGAACAAUUCUACAAAUGAAAAAUGUUUUGAUGAAAGUAAUUAUGAUUCAAACUCUUCAGCAAAUAUGGAUCAUACUGAAAGUAUAAAAACUAAGGAUUUAAUGACGCAGGUGAAUUCGAAACAAAAUAAUGAUAAAAGUUUACCAAAAUUAAAUUCUGACCCAAUAAGUCAACUAACUAGAACUUCUUCAGUGGACAGUGAGGUAGCUUCUAAAGUACGCAGUGUCUGGGCAAAUAAACAGUUUGGGUCAUCAUUGAAAAUAUUAGAUCCAAAAGCAGACAGUCCUUCAUUAAUACCUAAUAUAUCCCUAAGCCAGGUUUUAGUGAACAGUCAAAAUAAAUCUCAAGGUCAUUCAUUCAGAAACGAUCAUUAUCAAGGUCAUUCAUCAGAGAACAGUAAUUAUAUAUCUCAAAGUUAUCCAUCAGGAAACGGACAAAAUAAAUCUGAAAAAUAUUCAUCAGGAAAGAGAUUAUCAGGCGAUGAUAUGACUGGGAGCAGGAAGAAACAGAAAAUUGAUCAGGAAUCAAAAAUCGAUGAAGUUUUUAGAAAAAUAAACAACAAACAAAAUGAGAAUUGUGAUCCUAGUAAUGCCAAUUGUCCGGUGUGUAAUAAAUCUGUACCCUCUGUCAAUAUAAACCAACACUUAGAUCAAUGUUUAGGGAUGAACUAGCUUUCAUUAAAACAUUUGUUUUUCUACCUCUGCUAUGGUACAUGUUUAGAGUUAUUAUGUACAUUCCUGAUCUAUGUGAUGGUUGAACAUGGGACAUAAAUGCAAUAUAAAUUAACAUGAUUAAUGAGAUAUUAAUUUUAAUGUGAGUUCUACAUUUUCUAAUAAAUGUGAUACUGGU